AUGAUAUAUACAUCUCUUGCCUUAUGCUCCUAUCUGCACCAACCAAUCUCAUACUGGUUUACUUUUCUUCGUUAUUUUCGGAGAAUGGAAACUUCUAUCCCUACAAUUAUGACUACAGUCUUAACUUCAACUGUAUCAGGAUUAGAUUUGUUUCAGUCAUCCCAUCUAUGGGCACUUAUUUUAGGAUUUGUUAUUGCAUUUAUCUUGGCAUUUGCAAUUGGUGCUAAUGAUACUGCAAAUGCCUUUGGAACAUCUGUGGGAGCUAAAGUUUUAACACUUUUUCAAGCUUAUAUAUUAGCAUCAAUUUUUGAAUCACUUGGUGCGGUACUUCUUGGAUAUAAAGUAACUGAUACAAUGAGAAAAGGUGUAGUUGAUUUGGAAGUUUAUGAAGGAAAACCAACAGAGUUGAUGUUGGGACAACUUGGUGUUUUGACUGGUUGUGGUGCUUGGAUACUUGUAGCAACAUUCUUCAAACUUCCUGUUUCAACAACUCAUUCAAUCGUAGGCUCAACAAUUGGUUUUUCACUUGUCCUACGUGGUACUGUUGGAAUAAAAUGGUUAAAAAUGGGAAAAAUUAUUUCAUCCUGGUUUAUUUCUCCAUUUCUUUCUGGUAUUGUUUCUCUUGUUUUGUUUCUUGCUAUCAAAUAUGUUGUUUUAAAAGGAAAAAAUUCUUUAAGAAAUGCUUUUAUUUCAUUACCAUUUCUUAAUUUUGCUACAUUAUGGUUAAAUAGCUUUGCUACAAUGUACAAGGGACCAACAUUUUUUGGAAUUGAUCAAAUGUCAGCAACUAGUGUUAUUAUAUAUACUUUUAUUUUUUCUGGGUCAAUAUCUCUUCUUGGUGUGUUUACAUUGACACCAUUCUUAAAAAACAAAAUUGAUGCUUUAAAAAAUCAAUCUAAUAAGACAGAUGAGAAAAUACUAUCUAAUUGUAGUGAAAAUACGAAAUUUAUUGAUAGCAAUUUAACUUCAAAUAAAAACAUUGAAAAUCUCGAGGGUGGAAAGUCAACUGAUAGUAUGGAAGAAUGUAAUGACUUGGAAGCUGUCAAUAAAGUAUUUUCCUAUCUUCAAGUAGUCACUGCAUGCUUUGGUGGUUUUGCUCAUGGUGGAAAUGAUGUAUCAAAUGCUAUAGCCCCUCUUGUAUCUAUUUAUGCUAUAUGGCAAGAGGCUUCUGUUGAACAAUCUUCACAAACACCAAUUUACUUAUUACUUUUUGGUGCAGUGGGUAUGUGUGUAGGUUUAUGGCUUCUGGGACAUCGUGUUAUCCAUACAGUUGGUGAGGAUAUUACAAGAAUAACUCCAGUUUCUGGCUUUGCUAUUGAAUUUGGUGCUGCAGCAACAGUAUUGUUUGCAUCAAAAUUAGGUUUACCAAUAUCAUCUACUCAGUGUAAAAUCGGGUCCGUAAUUUUUGUUGGUUUUGUACAAAAUCAUCAUUCAGUUCAUUGGAAAACGUUUGGAGGAAUUGCCUUAUCAUGGCUUGUCACUGUGCCAGUAGCCGGUAUCUUUAGUGCACUUGUUACGUAUGCCUUAAGAAUGUUUGUCAAUUAG
Molecule: messenger RNA, 1545 nt
Organism: Strongyloides ratti
Lineage: Eukaryota; Metazoa; Nematoda; Chromadorea; Rhabditida; Strongyloididae
Product: Phosphate transporter family-containing protein
Exons: 4
Coding region: 1-1545 (514 amino acids)
Biological process (GO): phosphate ion transmembrane transport
Cellular component (GO): membrane
Molecular function (GO): phosphate transmembrane transporter activity
Source: RefSeq, a predicted model, not a curated record